CGAGUCUCUGCCCAUAGUUUAGUUUAACGCGAUGUAAGUCUGUGUAAACUGUCAUGACUGUUUAUUCAUUGAUUCAAUAAUUUAUUUUUCUGUUAGCCUAUAAAAUUAGUGCGACAUUAUGGCGAUGUUUGAUAGACGACGUGAAAACAAGCAGACAUUUGAUGAAUCAAGAAAUCUCAAUGUUACGAUACGAGAUUGUAACAACGUGGAUGGACAUAUUGAAUAUAAAAUUGAAAUCUGGCGCAGUCCAGAGCCAGAAGUGAGGUACGGCCUCACCUACAGAUACUCACAGUUUGCUCAACUCAAUGCUUCACUUAGGGCCCCAAAUGUCACAUUGCCUGUGCUGCCUCCUAAGAAGUUUUUUGGCAACACAGACAAAAGUUUUGUCAAUGACAGGAAAGUUGCAUUACAAAACUACAUGGAUGAGCUGACCAAGCAUCCAAUCUUACGACAUCAUCAGGCCUUGAAGAAUUUCCUGGACCCAAGUAACUUCUGCAAUGCUCAUCAUGAGAACGGCACGAUGAGUGUAGCAGCAGUGCUGCGGUCUGGAGGCCGGCUGGAGCUGGGUAGUCCGCUGACUGGCAUAGGCUGGCGCUACCACAAGCAAUACUUCCAUGUAAGUCAAGUGAACAGCGGUUCAGCUGGAGGAGCUGAAGCGUCAUCAGCUGUGUCCAGCUCAUCAUCAUCCCCUGAGCUGACAUCUGCAGCUCUCGCCCACACGCUGCACGUGGCACCGCCCAAAGCAAGCCUCAUGCUGUGGUGGUGUCCAUAUGGCAUCGACAGCUCCAUGCACCUUAGGGACGUCCAUGGCACGCUCACUGCGCUCGUCCAGUGCCAGCAUCCCUACCUGGCGACGACCCUGAGCAGCGUGGCGACUGAGACAGGAGUGUGUGUUACCAUGCCAUACUACCCUCAGGGUUCCCUACGAGACCUGCUGUACGGGUCUCGGCCGGACAACAGCUUCGUCGUGAAGUACGCGAGCAACAGAAGCACGAGCGCUGCCGUGACGGGCGUGUCCAUACGCUCAGCUGCCGUGUACGGUCGUCAGAUCCUCACGGCACUCAACUUCCUGCACCACUUUAUAUCUUGCAACGUACACCUGGGGAACGUGGUGGUGGUGGAGGGCGUGUGCCGUCUCAUGGGCACGGAGAACCUUGUGCUGGGGCUCCCUCAUCCCCUACGCAACCUCUUCACGCACGUCAAAAGCCUCAAUUCCAUUCAGGCGAUUGACGUGUACUGCUUCGGGCACCUGCUGUACGAGGUGGUCAUGAGGCGCUCCCUCACCACACCCACCUGCGAGCUGCUGCCUGCUGAGUGUCCUGCCUUGUGUCGUUCUGUACUGGAGUCCAUCUUCAGCCCUGAGGCUGCCAAGAAUGGCAUGCCUACCAUUGAAGGCCUCCUCACGCAUCCAUUCUUCAAUGAAAUCCCCCUGCACUCGCAUGGUCGCGCCAGCCUCCACCUUCCUGCUAACGUGAAGCAGGCGCUGCUGGCCACGCAUCAGACCAUGCUUAGCAGACUGCUGGCAGACCAGAAGAAGGUUCGUCUGCAGAAGCGCAUCCAGAAGGCAGAAGCGCUCUUGGCCCAGCAGAGCUAUCGCUUCACGCACAGAAAUAAGGAGGCUAAGAAGACAGGCACAAAGUCCGCGGGCGCUACGCCGCCCUCAUCGACCAUCACCAGCCCCGGCACCUCCUCCCAGGGCGCAUCACAGGACAAUCUCAGCCAACCGCGGUAGCAUCCCUACUGGAAUGCCGGCCUAGGUCUCCACCUCGGACCUCUAGCCGCGUCUUGAGCUCUGCGAUGCAAACCUCUUCUCGCCACCAACUUCUUUCUUCUCCCUCUCUCCUUAUCUCACGCUCUUAUCAUCUCUCUAACUCUUAACACAUCUACUCUUAUCAUCUCUCUCACUCUUAACACAUCCACUCUUAUCAUCUCUAUCACUCUUAACACAUCCACUCAUACCGUCUCUCUCACCAUUACCGUCUCUCACUCUUAACACAUCCACUCUUAUCAUCUCUCUCACUCUUAACACAUCCACUCAUACCGUCUCUCUCACCAUUACCGUCUCUCACUCUUAACACAUCCACUCUUAUCAUCUCUCUCACUCUUAACACAUCCACUCUUACCGUCUCUCACUCUUAUCAUCUCUCUCACUCUUACCAUUUCUCUCGCCCAGAUUUUCUUUCACUCGAGCCAUCUAAGAUCUUAUUUUCGACCCCAAUUGUUUUUGUUUUCAUUCGCCCCCCGAUCUCCAUUUCACUAUCGCCCCUUCACACUCCACUCCCCCUCAUUUGCCCGCACUUAUGCGCCCUCUUCACACUCCACUCCCCCUGAUUCGCCCUCUUCACACUCCACUACCCCUCAUUCAUUCGCCCCUCACUUAUGCGCCCUCUUCACACUCCACUCCCCCUCGUUCGCCCUCUUCACACUCCACUCGUGCUCGCAAACUCUCCCCCUCACUCUCCCUCUCUAAUGAUGAUGACGUCUUAUCGUCAAUCAUUUCGCUCCUCCUGCCUUUGUAAAAAAUUUUCGCGUGCCCGUCUUUAACUUAGUUUGCGUUAAAAAGUUCUGUUUUCGCCUUCAUGUCGUGUUUUUGUUCACGUAUAAUGUCACGGUUUUCUCGUAUCUGGAACAGUUCUGCUCUCGGCUUCCUGCUCUCUAGUUUAUAUUAGUUUCUGUGGUUAAGUUUUAUCUAAAGAAUUUCUAUUCUUGUAACGAAUUCUGGU
This is a messenger RNA of Hyalella azteca, 2723 nucleotides long. RefSeq names its product PX domain-containing protein kinase-like protein. Lineage: Eukaryota; Metazoa; Arthropoda; Malacostraca; Amphipoda; Hyalellidae. The transcript is spliced from 15 exons. Gene Ontology annotation, molecular function: phosphatidylinositol binding. Gene Ontology annotation, biological process: early endosome to late endosome transport; protein targeting to lysosome; endosome to lysosome transport. Bases 119 to 1732 code for a protein of 537 amino acids. Gene Ontology annotation, cellular component: early endosome; extrinsic component of endosome membrane; late endosome. The record is from RefSeq and is a predicted model, not a curated record.